Aplosporella prunicola CBS 121167 is the source of this 2209-nucleotide messenger RNA. RefSeq lists its product as uncharacterized. The record is from RefSeq and is a predicted model, not a curated record. Bases 215 to 2047 code for a protein of 610 amino acids. Lineage: Eukaryota; Fungi; Ascomycota; Dothideomycetes; Botryosphaeriales; Aplosporellaceae. The transcript has 4 exons.
CCUGAACAGUUUCAAACUUAUCGCCGUAUUUCCGUUCCUCGUUUUCCAUUCGCGCCUCUCUCUUUCUCUCUCUUUCUCUUAGUUUUGUUGAGCGUCACCAGCCCUAACACCUAGACUCACAAGGCGGGGCUUGCAUAUGAAUCUCAGCUGAACCUUGGCAGUCCAGCCUUGUGACCGAGUCGUGAGCAACGCUGUACGAGACAUACAAGAGAAGAUGAUGCCGCAAUCCUACGACAGCAGCCAAGCUCCAUAUCAGCAAUCUAUCAACAUGUACUCAGGACAACCCCAACCAGAGCCAGCCCCGGCUUACGAUGCCCAUAAUCAAUCAUCGGGCCCGUAUAGACCUGGGCAGCCCUGGGAUUCUCUCAUGCAGCAACAACAACAACAGCAGCAGCAGCAACAGCACAAUUCUGUGCCUAGCUACAACCCAAGCACUUACGGCCCAAUGCCAGUGUAUCAACAAAACGUGCCUCCGCCUUUGCCUCCGAGGCCUGCUGUGAACAGUAGUCCUGCAAUCAACUAUGCCUCACAGCCGACCACAUCAUUAUACCAGAGCACAAAUCCCUCUUUUCAGCAUUCUUGGAUUCAGCCUGGGUCGAGCUCUAAUCCAAACCCAACACAGCCACAAGGGAGUAUGUACUCACCACAAACUUCGUCAGCAGUGUAUCCCACCUUUCCAGCCGCACAGGAAGCAUAUAGCAUGGCUGCACCGUCUCCGCUUCACCAAGCUUCUGGAAGCCCCUUCAUCCCUUCAGCUGGUGUUAGUCCUGGUCCGAAUCAAGCACAACCUGGGUCCGGCCCAUCGCCUUUUUCGCUGCAGGGAGAAGCAUCCCAUAUGCAGACUAACACUAACCUUCUGCCCAACACAUAUGCUCCGCCUCCCCCAGAUUGGUCAUAUUGGCCAGGGGCACAAGGAUCACAAACCAGUGAUAUAAAUGACCAUCAAGAAUAUGCUUCGCAAUCAGUAGCAGGCCAAAACUAUGGCAAUGCAGCAUCCGGUUUCUCACAAGCAUCACUACCACUACCACCACCGCCUCCGCUGCCGCCAAUUUCACAGCCAUACAACUACUCCACACAAGAUCCAAAUCUAGACAAACAACCCCAAGGUGCCUAUCAUGGGAAUGAAAGCAUAGGUCCAUCGUCCUCCGAAUGGGAUGAGCAACACACGGAGACACCGAUUUCAGUUCAGAGCCAACCGUUCACUACCCAACAAGACUUCUCUGUCAGUCCUCCUGACAAGUCCUACUCGGCAUCACCACUCCCAGGCUGGACAGAACCAUACUCGAAAGAACAAGAGACCAAGACCACAUCUUCGGCUUUUGAUUCCAGCGCCGGCCCAACUGACUGGGAACGCUUUGAGUUACCCGCCGAGGACAUCGACACCAAGACUAAAGAACCAGAAAAGAGGCCCGGUGCCGAGUCUUCUACAGUUAUACAUCCUCCAGACUGUGUCGAACUCCCCGCGUACAGCCCAUCUCCGCCUUACAGUCCGUCUCCGCCUCAUGUAGCAAAGCACGAGCACAAGCAUACCACCAUUUCCUUGGAGAACCAAUGGCCUAGGUCCCUUGCACCUGCUCCACUCCAUGUGCGUCUUUCCGAUAUUGAUAAUAAAGCCCGGGAAGCGUCCGCAGAUGUGCAUGAUCUGCCAGCUCAAGACAUUAGUGCUGAGCUCAACGCUGCCCUCGCAUCCUUCUCUGUGGAAGAGGAAAAUGAUGUAGACGACACAUCAAUUAUGGAUGAUCUCGUUGAAGCUAAAACUCCACUCCAAGGUCGACCUAUCCCAAAAGGCGAACGGCAUCCUGACGGUUUCCCCCUAGAAGACGAUUACGACAGGGAACAUGCGGAUACUUCCAAUCCACGCCAACCUUCAACUGUAACGAAUGAGCAUCUGAACGCGCUAGGCAUAAAAAAUGCGACUCUGUUGCACUCCGAAGUGCCACAACCUCGAGACAUCAUUUCAGAUCUCAACCCUUGGAUAAGAUGGAAACUUUCAAAAGUUUUGUCACAACCGAAGCUCACCUACGGGGCAUCGACUGUCAACAGAUAAGGUGUCUCUCUUGUGUCCAAGAGCCAGAGGCCGGUUUGGACAAAGAAGAACGCAAAUUAUCAAGCAAAUCAAAAGUACCAUUGAGGAUCAUUGCGGAUACGGGGAACCAAUUUCAACUUCAGGAUGAGGAGUAUAGCCCUGGUGGCAGGCCUAUCUUAAACA